UUCUUCCUUAUAUCUGAUCACUCUAAAGACUGAUAAUGAAUGUUGCUAGCACCGAAACAAAAAAAUGUCAGUUAACUUUGUAUUGCUAAUAGUCUUUACUAUACAUGAAGGCAAAAGUUUGGAAGGUUUGAAUGUAUGUGAAGACUUUAGAAGCAAAACAGAGUAUUGCUGUGCAGGUUAUGAAGACAAACAUGGUAUAUGUAUAGAGUGCAACAUUGGUUUUACAUCUAUAAACGGAAACCCAUGCACCCCAUGUGGAAACAACAGAUUCGGUGAAAGAUGUCUGGCUCGUUGUAACUGUCAAAGUGUAGAGAGGUGUGAUAAUGUAGUUGGGUGUGUACCAAAAAAAGAAGUCAGGGAAGACGUUUUUUAUACUACUAAAACAUUAGAAAGAGGCUUUCCCGGAACAAUCAGAGAAGACACUCCUUUGCCUACUCAAAUGAAGGAGAACAGUCUUUCUUUAGCAGUGACGGAAAGUGUUGCUGCAACUACAAAGGACAAAAGCCUUCCCGUGACAGCCAAGGAUAAUGCCAUUGCUUAUACUUUGUCAGGCAAGCAAUUUAUGAUUCAACAGUGA
This is a messenger RNA of Mytilus californianus (California mussel), 577 nucleotides long. RefSeq lists its product as uncharacterized. The record is from RefSeq and is a predicted model, not a curated record. NCBI's taxonomy places the organism in Eukaryota, Metazoa, Mollusca, Bivalvia, Mytilida, Mytilidae. The coding region runs from base 65 to 577 and encodes 170 amino acids. The transcript has 7 exons.